UAUAUUCGUAUAAAUAUACAAAUAGGUACGUCGUAAUAAUAUACUGCGAGAGGUGCGUUUCGUGUGCUACCUACCGCUGCGUUACUGCGCCGCAUACGCAGUGAUGCGUUUCGGCGGUCCGCGACAGCAGUAAUAUAAGCGAACCGCAAUGAUGACCAUGAUGAUGAUGCAACGUCUGCUCCAGAACAACAACAACAACAACAACAACAACCCCAACAACCCCAACAACAACAACAACAAUAACAAUAACAACAACAACGGUUACGCAGACGAGAUGAGACUUAACGGCAUACGUCACCAUUCGGCGAGUCCGUUUUCGAAACCGGCCGCCGUACAGGCCGCGGCUCCCGACGGCUGCGGCGGCGGCGAACCGGAAGCGCUGACCGGCCGCAACGAACCGCCGCAGCUACAGCCCGUCGCGCCGCAGUUCGCCUGCACCGGCGGCACCGCGGCGGCCGCCGUGCAGGCCGGACCGACGUGCACCACGGUGGUGACCGUGGCCGCGGCGGACGACCGGUUGACGUCGGACGAGGACGACGAGCUGAACGUGGACGAGCUGAACGCGGACGAGGACCCGGUGGACCUGACCAACAACCGGUUGCACGGCGGCGGUCAUCGAGUCGGCCACGGACUGCUGCAGCACCAGCAGGCCGGAAGCGCGGCCGCCGUCGUCCCGAUGGACACAGCGGCCGCGGCCAACGAUUACGAGACGAGCGGUGGCGGCGCCGGCACCGGCGGAGGCGCCAACAGCAAAGGCCGGCUCGCGUUUUCCGUCGAGAACAUCCUAGACCCGAACAAGUUCACCAGGAAACUCAUGGCGCCCUCCGCCGUUUUGCCCAGGUGGAGGCCGCGAGUCGACUUCGUCGCCGAUCCUCCCGGCACCGGCGAAGAAUGUUCGCGCAACUACAUAAUGGACGAGGACGACGAGGACAUCAGCGUGAGCGGCGACGGUUGCGGCAGCGAAAUGAGCGACGACCGGGACAAGGUCAGCGGCGACGGUAGUUCGUCGACCGGCGGUGGAGGCGGCGUCGGAGGCAGUGGCGCGAAAAAGUCCAAACCUUCCGACCACUGCGGCGGAGGAGGAGGAGGAGGCGGCGGCGGCGGCGGUUCGAAAAACGGAGGCAGCGGCAAACCGCGUCGCGCCCGGACGGCGUUCACGUACGAACAGCUGGUGGCGCUGGAGAACAAGUUCAAGACGACGCGGUACCUGUCGGUGUGCGAGCGGCUCAACCUGGCGCUGUCGCUGUCGCUCACCGAGACCCAGGUGAAGAUAUGGUUCCAGAACAGGCGGACCAAGUGGAAGAAGCAGAACCCCGGGCUGGACGUGAACAGCCCGACGGUGCCGCCGCCGGGUCCGGCCGGGUCGUCGGCCACCGGCGGUCCGCCGUUCUUCCACCCGCUCGCCUAUUCGGCCGCGCACCACUACCAGACGCAGAGCUACUCGGCCGCCGCGGCCGCCGCGUACUUCCAUCACCUGGGCGCUCACCACUCGACGAUCGGCGGUCACCAUCCGCCGUCGUAAUGAACCCGUUCCUGUUCCUGUGUAUAAUAUUAUAAUGUCUAUUUAUUAUGUGAAUCGCGCGAAUACAAAAUUAUAGCGACGGCGGCGCGAGACGGCGUUAGAUCUCAAAAAAUUAUAUAAUAAUUGUGUAUGACGGCGUCAAAAAAGGUCGCGGUAAAACCGCCCCGACGACGACUUACGGACGAGACACCGCGACGACAGUAACGAUGUACGAGCAGCCGCCGCCUAUAUUGGACUUGCUGCGGGUUGACCCGAAUUCGGGGGGAAGUGUCAACGUGUACAUCUCGCGUAAGCGAAUUUCCAAAAAAGUUUAGUCCGUUUUUCCGAUUUUAACGCACAUUUCUUUAACGAUAACGUCGCUAUUUUCGCGUCUCGUCUAUGUACCUACAUUUUUGGCAUUUAUUUUUCACACGAUUUGAAGUCGAUAUUUUAUAUUUUUAUCGUAAUAAAUGUUUAUAAAAUACGACAACGUAAACAAUACACAACAACGAAUACUCAUUGGUAUACACCAAAAUUUAUUUUUUAUUUUUUUUCGUUCGGUUUCGAUAAAUGGAUUCAAUUGCUACUACGAUUUCCAAAGUAAAUCCAAUAAGCGGCGACUGCUUAAUUCUAAUGUUUAAAACAACAUUAUAUGCGUGGUGGUAUGGUCGUCCCAAACACACUUUUGUUACUCGACAAAAUCGUUUACCGAUCGAAGUAUCCAAAUCCAGACUGUAACCCGGUAUUUACGGUAUCUAUUCGUUAUGGAUACCGAAACUACCGGUAAGGCCGUAAUACCCACAGAACCCACCACGUUAAAUUACAUAUUAUAUAUAUAUAUAUAUAUAGGCGAGUCGUAUACUCGCGUAUAAUUAUAACGUUAUGUCGUCGUGAUGUUAUGGUAUUACAUAGCUAAUAUUAUGUUUUCCGUAUACCCCUACUGCGCCCAUCUUCCCUUUAAAUCUAUACGAUAAUGUGUAUAUUAGGUACUUAUGUAAACUAUUACAAUUUUACGUCUUAUUCUUGUUAAUAUCAUAACAUAAUAAUAUUAAUAAAUAAUGUAUAUUGAACAACGGAAAUGAUCAUUCGCAGUGAUCCGAUCCGUGUCCGCAAUAGUCGAGUGAUCGACACACAUAAAACAUACUAUAUUAAUAUUGUGUAUGUAUAAAAAUGUUGUUACCGUACUAGCGAUAUGUUAUGUUAUGUAUAUGUCAUGUAAAGUAGUAAUAAAAUACGGCCGACCCUUACAAAAUGUAUCGGUUGGUUUUCGAGCCGAACCUUGAGGUUACCUUUAUCCUUACAGGGUGUUUCAACUGUAUGUGGAUCUGUAAAAGCUUUGAGUAUGACAUCAUGUCAGCGAGUGAAUUCGAAACAUUUUUAGGCGUAAUACAAAAGUGAUACCUUUAUAACACGAUUGUUGAGAUAUUACAGCAUCAAGUGUCGUACCAGUAUCUGAUAUUUUUGAAAAUCUCAUGAUAAAUACCAAUCCAAAAUAACCGUUUUGGCUACGAUAAUUAUUAUGAAAUAUUUCAUGACGAGUUAGUUUGAGAUUCAAUAAGAUAAAAAAGUACACUCGGUAAAUACCAUCACCGAAAAUACAACAUUAUUCACAAAACACGAAGGUUUUCGAUUGAGCUCAACUGACAUGAUGUAAUCAUUAGUAAUUAGUUUAUACAGAAUAAACUGAAUCACUCUGUAGUAUAAUACAUGUCAAUACACCUCGUGUAAACUCAUGAAAUAUAUGUAUAUUUUAUACUAUUGUUGUUUUGUUAAUCUGUUUUUAUGUUUAUUGUUUAUAUUAUUAUUAUUAUUACACACUCUUUGGCCAUUUCGGCAAAGGUAUUAUCGAAACAGUUUUUUCGUUUAAUUUUAUUACAUAUCCGAUCUGCAAACGCCCAUCAAUUACAUUUUGCAAUAUUAUAUCAAUUUAAUACAAAAUAUUACUAUUUUUAUACUCAUUAUUAUUGUUAGAUAAUAUUAUAUUGUUCAUUAAUCGUGUUCUCUUUUUUUUUUUAUUAUUAUUACUAUUAUUAUUUUUGGCUUUUAACCAAAGACACAACAUCAAACAUUUGAUGCAGUUAAACCAUAUUAUAUUAUAUUAUUUUACCUACGUUAUUGUAUCGUCAAAAUAUCGAUUUAGCUUCGAUUUUUGAACUAUAAACACUAUCAUGCUGCAUAUAGUCGAACCGGUAUUCUUUUUGUUUCUCGUACGUACCACAAAUAUAUUAUUGUAACAUAUUAAUAUAUAGGCGUGUACACAUACAUAAUAUUAUAUUGUACUAUAGAUUAUCAUCGUAGGAUUAGGUUGGUUUUUAUUGUUUGUUCGGUACUCGUAAGUAUUGCUAUAUGUGUAAAUAAACUAUGAUAAUAUGUAAUAUUAUUAUAUUAUGUUCGUUGUAAAUUACUACCACAUGUACAGUAAUAAAUUAUGAAAAAUAAACGGACUACCUAUUAUGUUCGCUCGUAA
Molecule: messenger RNA, 3968 nt
Organism: Aphis gossypii (cotton aphid)
Lineage: Eukaryota; Metazoa; Arthropoda; Insecta; Hemiptera; Aphididae
Gene: slou
Product: NK1 transcription factor-related protein 2
Exons: 2
Coding region: 149-1522 (457 amino acids)
Biological process (GO): regulation of transcription by RNA polymerase II; cell differentiation
Cellular component (GO): nucleus
Molecular function (GO): RNA polymerase II cis-regulatory region sequence-specific DNA binding; DNA-binding transcription factor activity, RNA polymerase II-specific
Source: RefSeq, a predicted model, not a curated record